This is a messenger RNA of Macrobrachium nipponense, 1863 nucleotides long. RefSeq names its product tigger transposable element-derived protein 1-like. The record is from RefSeq and is a predicted model, not a curated record. The transcript has a single exon. Lineage: Eukaryota; Metazoa; Arthropoda; Malacostraca; Decapoda; Palaemonidae. Gene Ontology annotation, cellular component: nucleus. The coding region runs from base 1 to 1863 and encodes 620 amino acids. Gene Ontology annotation, molecular function: DNA binding.
AUGGCUCCCAAGCAUUCUGCUUCUGCUAAGGCUGGUAGUAAGCCUAAACGCCACCGAAAAAUGAUGACGAUUGCUGAGAAGGUGACACUUCUCAAUAUGUUGAAAGAAGGCAGAAGUUACGCGGCCGCAGCCCGCCAUUUUGGAGUGAACGAAUCCACCGUUCGCUACAUUAAGAAGGACGAGGCGAACAUUAGAAAGACGGCUGCCAUCACCUUUAGCAGGUCAGCGAAGCAAGUUGUUACUGCUCGUAAUAAAACGAUCGUCCGUAUGGAAGGUGCUUUAGCAAUCUGGAUUGCCAACUGCCGGAAGAAGAACAUAGCCUUGGAUACGAACACCAUCCGAACCAAGGCUUUGAGUUUGUAUGAGAAUUUUGCGGCAAAGGAACCUCAAGACGACGAUGGCGACCAUGCUGAAGAAGACGAAGAUGAUGUACUAGGUGAACCUCAAGCAGGGACAUCCACUGAUUCCCAGCCUCAGAAGCAACGUUUUUCCGCCAGCAAAGGAUGGUUCGCGAAGUUUCAAAAACGCUUCGGCCUGAAAAGCGUUUCCCUGCAUGGAGAGGCUGCUUCCGCUGACACUACCGCUGCUGAAACUUACGCGAAUGAGACAUUUAAGAAUAUUAUCACUGAAGGUGGAUACAAGCCCAAACAAGUGUUUAAUAUGGAUGAGACCGGCUUGUUUUGGAAGAGAAUGCCGUCGCAAACUUUCCUGUUCAAAGAAGAAGCCAAAGCCUCUGGCUUUAAAGCAUUCAAAGAUCGUGUUACCCUCGUGAUGUGUGGCAAUGCUGCUGGAUUUUUGCUAAAAAACCCUCGCGCUUUGAAAAAUAAAAAUAAGAAUCUCCUUCCCGUGUACUGGAUGCAUAAUCCAAAAGCAUGGAUUACGAAGAUGCUGACCUCCAACUGGUUCCACCAGUGUUUUAUCCCACAAGUCAGUAAAUGUCUCUUAGAGAAGGGCUUGCCAUUUAAGAUCCUUCUCCUAAUGGAUAACGCUGGUGGACACGCAACUGAUCUGUCGCAUGAGGGCAUUCAGGUUGAGUUCCUGCCACCCAACACAACGUCAUUAAUUCAACCGAUGGGCCAGGGGGUUAUCAGGGCGUUCAAGGCCCUCUACACGAAGAAUACCUUGGCGGACCUCGUUGCGUGUGUGGAUGCUGCCCAAGAUGAUGAGGAUGAAACAUUCAAUUUGAAGGCGUACUGGCGGCAGUACACAAUAGCCACGUGCCUGCAGAACAUCCAGAAGGCACUGAAAGAAAUGAAACCUGCUACUGUUAAUGCGAGCUGGAAGAAGUUGUGGCCCCAGAUUGUUUACGAUGACAAGGGAUUUACACCUGCUGAGAUUCAACACUCUGCAGUACGGAAAUCUGUGCAGUUGGCCGCGAUAAUUGGAGGUGACGGGUUUGGCGACAUGACGACUGAAGACGUUGACGAGUUGUUGGACUGCCAUUCCCAGCCGCUAACUGACGCAGACCUCGAAGACUUGACGAAAUCGGCCAGUGACGAAGACAGUGAAACACAGGAAGAGACCCAAGAAAUUGUCGAAGAAACGGGCUUAACAUUAGAACGGCUUGCCAAGCUCUGCAACCUUGCGAAGGAGUUGAAAGAAUUGUCGCAAGAGUGGGACGAGGAUAUGGUUCGUUCUCUGCAAUUCUGCAACAAAAUCGAUGAAGACAUGACUCCCUACAGGAUGCUCUUCGAGCGAAAAAAGAAGCAGCGGCAGCAACUUCCGAUCAAAAUGUUCUUCCAGCCUCGCAAAAAAGAGCCAGUUCCUCCUGCUACUAUGCCUUCGGAAGAAAUUGAAGAAGUGUCCCAGGAAGAAGUUGAAGAGGUGUCCCAGGAAAAGACACCUCCAUCUGAAGAGACGUAA